AUGGAAAAUUCUUCAUAUUUUUCUCCUAAAUUAUCAAAUUUGUCUUUUAAUGAAGAUAGUAUAAAAAUUGAUGAAAAUAAAGAAACAAAAAUUAGUAAUUUGAAAGAAUAUGAAAAUCUAAUUGGAUUUGUCAAGGAAAAACAAAAAGAACUAUCCGUUGUUUUAGAUGAAAUAGACAAAAUAAAGGAUGAAUAUAAAAAAUUAUACAAUGAAAAGGAAAUGAUGAAAGAAUAUAUUGGAAAUUUAAUGGAAAUCCAUAAUAAAACAACUAAAAGAUAG
Molecule: messenger RNA, 279 nt
Organism: Pneumocystis murina B123
Lineage: Eukaryota; Fungi; Ascomycota; Pneumocystomycetes; Pneumocystales; Pneumocystaceae
Exons: 3
Coding region: 1-279 (92 amino acids)
Source: RefSeq, a predicted model, not a curated record